AUGAGGAGUGAUGAAGUAUAUAGGAGAAGUGAUGAAGUAUAUAGGAGAAGUGAUGAAGUAUACAGGAGGAGUGAUGAAGUAUAUAGGAGAAGUGAUGAAGUAUAUAGGAGGAGUGAUUAAGUAUAUAGGAGAAGUGAUGAAGUAUAUAGGAGGAGUGAUGAAGUAUAAAGGAGAAGUGAUGAAGUAUAUAGGAGAAGUGGUGAAGUAUAUAGGAGGAGUGAUGAAGUAUAUAGGAGAAGUGAUGAAGUAUAUAGGAGGAGUGAUGAAGUAUAUAGGAGUGAUGAAGUAUAUAGGAGGAGUGAUGAAGUAUAUAGGAGGAGUGAUGAAGUAUAUAGGAGAAGUGAUGAAGUAUAUAGGAGGAGUGAUGAAGUAUAUAGGAGAAGUGGUGAAGUAUAUAGGAGAAGUGAUGAAGUAUAUAGGAGAAGUGGUGAAGUAUAUUGGAGAAGUGAUGAAGUAUAUAGGAGAAGUGGUGAAGUUUAA
Molecule: messenger RNA, 480 nt
Organism: Liolophura sinensis
Lineage: Eukaryota; Metazoa; Mollusca; Polyplacophora; Chitonida; Chitonidae
Source: RefSeq, a predicted model, not a curated record